UACAGUUUCAUAAAGACCCUGUAUCUCUGGGACCUGCAAUGACAAGUCUGAACAUUAGCCAUGCAGAGAAAACCAGUGAAAUGUCCUCAAAGCAGCCAGUGCCAAAAGUGCAGGUUCAGCGAUCCGCUUCCCGAGAAACCAUCACCAUUCAUUUCUCGGCAUUUGGGAAGGAGGAGGAGGAGGAGAAGGAAGAAGAAAAGUGUACGGAGUCUCCUUCUGAGACACUAGAUGACCAAAGCAUUGUAACUGCACUUGAAGCUAAGGAAGACCUAUGCUUUGAUCAUGGUGAGCAGAAUUCUUUUGUUCCCACUACCUCGCUUUUUGUGGCUACAUCUCCCACAGUUCUGCCAACUGUGAAACCCUUGGAGUCCCAAGGGUUUAGUGUGGUGCCAUUGGCUGCAUCUCCCUCCUCAGAAUUGGGCCAAGCCCCUAGCCCACUUGGUGUGGCAUUGCCUUCGGAACUGAGAACCAGCCUUUCAUCUUCUCCGUUGUCCUCCCCUUCCAAGUCACAUGUCUUGUCUAGCACGCCAACCACUGUUACUAGCUCAAAGCCUUUCAUGAGUUUAGUCAAAUCCCUUUCCACGGACAUUGAACCAAAAGAGCCCUCUCUAUCCACGAGACAUAGACAGUUGAUGAAAACUCUGGUGAAGUCUCUGUCCACAGACACUUCUAAGCAGGAGCCGGAAACGGUGUCGUUCAAACCACCCGACUCUAAAUUGAACUUGCACCUCUUCAAACAGUUCACCCAGCCUCAAAGCACAGGUAGCGAUUCCAAAACAGCGCCCUCGUCUCCCUUGACAUCGCCAGACACUCGCUCCUUUUUUAAAGUACCCGAAAUGGAAGCCAAAAUUGAGAACACGAAGAGGCGAUUUUCAGAGGUGAUUUAUGAGCCUUUUCAGCUCUUCAGCAAAAUAAUGAGUGAUGAGAGCAGCAGCCACCGGCCCAAAGCUUUAUCUUCAAGUGCUUCAGAACUGUCCAAUCUCUCCAGCUUGAAUGGCCAUUUGGAAAGCAAUAAUAACUAUAGUAUAAAGGAAGAAGAAUGUGAUUCGGAAGGAGACUUCUAUGGAAGUAAUUCCAGUGUAAAUAAGAGUACCAAAACCCAAGCCACUGAAGGACACGAAAAAGAAAUGGAAUCUAGAAGCUCCCUGUUCUUAAGCACAAAGGAUUCUAGUUCUAAGACUUCUCUGGUACUUGAACGCUGUUGCCUGUCCGCCCUGGCAAGUAAGGAAGAUGAAGAGUUCUGCGAGUUGUAUUCUGAGGACUUCUGUUUAAUAGAGGAUGACAGACAAGACAAACCAGUGGAAAGUUUGCAGAAGGUAGAAGAAGUACAAGAAGAAAUUUCUCCUCUAAUUAGUAGUGAAGGUGGAAUUGAACUACCCGCACCACAAGUUCGGCUUCCGAUGAAGACACUGUACUUUCUCACCAUGUUGAUCUAUACUUACCUUAUACUUCCUCUCCCUAGUUACUUCAGUGGACUUUUCUUGGGAAUUGCUAUUGGAUUUAUUAUUGCUACCUGUGUAAUUUGGCUUUUUACACCAAGUGCUACAAAUAACAGGCGAUAUUCCAGUUGGAACACCCAGCUUAAUAAUACAGAAGUUCUGGAUAUUGAGGAGCCUGAGAUAUUUAAGGGCUGGAUGAAUGAGAUCUAUAAUUAUGAUCCAGAAACCUAUCAUGCUACGUUGACUCACUCUAUUUUUGUGAGACUCGAAGGAAACAUCCUGAGACUUUCAAAACCUAACAAAAAUAUUUCCAGAAGAGCUUUUUACAAUGAAACGAAGCCAGAAGUUACCUACAUUAGCCAGAAAAUUUAUGAUCUUACUGAUAGUAAGAUUUAUUUGGUUCCCAAGAGUUUGGCUCGAAAACGAGUCUGGAAUAAAAAGUACCCAAUCUGCAUUGAGCUUGGGAGACAAGAUGAUUUCAUGGCCAAAGCCCAGGCUGACAAAGAAAGCUCAGAAGAAAAAAUCUCUAUAGAAAAGGAAAACCUAAGCAGUGAAGAAAUCUGGAAACCCGCUCAGGAUGGAGCAAAGUCUGGGACCCAGAAGAACCAAGUGCUUUAUUUAUUUGCAAGGACAGGUCGGGAGAAAGAAGAAUGGUUUAGGAGAUUCCUUGUCGCCCGCAAAUUGAAAUCUGAAGAAAAAAAGCCAAUUGUCAUUUGGGGAAACAAAUCAGGCUUCUUGCCAGGACACAGUAAGACCAAUAGCCAGUCUGGGAUUCUUACACACAGCCGUAGCAGCAGUAAAGGAAGUGUAGAAGAAAUUGUUGCUCAGCCAAAGCUGAAGGACUUGGGUUCCAACAUCAGGCAGAAAAUACUUUUAGACUAUAAUGUGUACAUGGCAAGGUGCAUUCCGCCAGAACAUCCAAGCCCUACAGUUAGUCCCAUUCAUAGUGCUGACAGCAGCCCCACAGCUGUGAAAAAGUUGCCAUACUUCAUGAAUGAAUUAACACUAACGGAAUUGGACAUGGGAAUUGCGUUGCCGAAAAUCCUUCAAGCCUAUAAGCCUACCAUUGAUUAUAAAGGACUUUGGAUUGACUUGGAAAUAUUGUACAAUGGAUCUUUUCUGAUGACCCUCGAGACAAAGAUGAAUUUGACCAAACUUGGGAAAGAACCACUGGGUGAAGCGUUAAAAUCCGGAGAAUUUGGUAAAGAAGGUUUCAGGCCAAGGGCAUAUUACCUUGCAGACAGUGAUGAAGAAUCUUCUAGUGCAGGAUCCUCAGAGGAAGAUGAUGUUCCAGAAGCAUCAGGAAGCGAAAAGAAUUUAGUGGCAGGAGCAGAAGGGCAUGCAUCAGUGCACCGGACAAGUAAAAUAAUGAGAUUUGUGGAUAAAAUUACCAAGUCAAAAUAUUUCCAGAAGGCGACUGAGACAGAAUUCAUUAAGAAAAAGAUUGAGGAAGUCUCCAAUACGCCCCUCCUGCUCACCGUUGAGGUACAAGAGUGUAAAGGGAUGUUAGCAAUUAACAUUCCUCCCCCGCCUACUGAUCGGAUAUGGUACGGUUUCCGAAGACCCCCUUACCUGGAGCUAAAAGCUCGGCCAAAACUUGGUGAAAGAGAAGUGACUUUGGUUCAUGUGACUGAGUGGAUAGAGAAGAAACUAGAACAAGAAUUCCAGAAAAUUUUUGUCAUGCCAAACAUGGACGAUGUUUAUAUUCCUCUAAUGCACUCAGCCAUGGACCCCCGCUCAUCUAUGUGCCCUUUGAAAUUUUCUGAAGAUACUGAAUUGGAACAACCAUGAAAUGUGAAGACUGAAGUUUACAGUAUUAACAGAUGUCGUUUUCUUGUUCUCUUUCAAAUGAAACAGUCUAGCUGAUUUUGUCCUUGUGCCAUGUUUUAUUUUUUUAAAGAUAAAAUUGCUUCUGCCAAUAAUUGCUCCAGUUAUGGCUCUCUAUUGACUUUAGAGCAUUAGUUCCAUUUCUGCUAGGCUUUAAACCUAGUAGUUAAUGUGCAUUCUUCUGCAGUAAACUAGAAAGAAAUCCAACUAGCAGCCAUUGAUCCAACAGCUUUGAUCCACAUGGAGUUCUUUAUGGAUGUGCAGUAAUUCAGGAUACACCCUGAACACUGGCAGUUUGUCUCAUCCAGCCAUAUGGAACUUGUUUUCAAUAAGACAUGAACAUGUCUAACUGGAAGACUUUCUGCUCUGAAGCAGCUGGAGAUAUAAAAUGGAAGUGACAUGUUCUUCACUCCUGCAAUCCCAAUAGCUUGUGUCAAGCAAUUUUGAAAUGGUUUCUGGAGCUAAGAAUGUACAUUGGAUGUAUAGGUGAUAUUGUCAAUCCAUGUAGAUUAUACAUAGUAACUUAUUUUUUUCAUAUGAAAUUUGAGUUUCUUGGAAAUGAGUAGCCAUAUAAAACAUGCAAACAUACAGAAUUGGUUAAGGGAUUUUGUGAUUCUUUAGAAAAACAAACAAAUUUAAGAUAAAGCCAUGAGACCAAACUACUACAGUAAGCCUUCUAGCUAGUGCAUUACAAUUGCAGUUGUGAUUAAUGAUGGCUCUGGGAGUUGACUACACAUGGAAAUGCCUAGACCACGCAUGUACUCAUUAGAAAUGAUUGCAUGGAAGGAGCCAUUCACUUUCACCAACCAGCUGUUUUUCUUCCUAACUAUGUAGUGGAUCCUCAUUUAAUCAUUUAAGGAGGUGUAAAUCUUGAUUACGGCUCAUUUUUUGUCAACAUAACGAAAGCAGCUUGUAGGCUGGCUUGAUAUUCCUGUAUGAAAGUAACAACACCAAAGCACUACAAGUGAGAAUGGCCAAGAGAACACUGCCUUGCUGUUCCUUUUCUGUAUGGACUAAACACAUCUACUGAAUCUUAACUCUUCUGAACACUACAUAAGCAAUGAGUGUUUCUUGAUACUCAGUAUUGCCAACUACUUGUUGAAAGAAUGUUAAUUUAGUUUACAAAGAAAGCAGGUGAGCUAUGGAGUUCACUCCUUGAUAGUGUACUACGCUUUACAUAUUUUUAAAAUCUUUUUUGUAUGUUGUGUUAGGUUCCUGCGUCCAAAUUUCUCAUGAUUUGCAAUCUCUAAAUGAAGCUGAUUGAAGUUUUUUAAAAGCACCUUGCCUGAAACCUAUUAGAAAUUAUGCAUUUAAUAUAUUGACAUAUUCAUAUUAUUUGGACAACUAUUUUGUUACCUCAACUCUGGGACCAUUCCAUUUUAUGUACUAUUCUUCUCAUCUCAAUGAAAGCAUUUGCCUUCCUCUUAAAUCUGCAUGUCUUAUUCACAGCUUUUUUUCCCCUCUGUACAAUAAGUCAAAAUACUAGAUGCACAAAUAUGUAAUCAGUUAUCCAGGUUGGCACAAGUAAAUUUACUGCACUUCAUAAUCAGACUGUGUGGGUUACUACAGUGGGCUUGCUUUGUUUUUUCAAAUAAACUUAU
Protobothrops mucrosquamatus (brown spotted pit viper) is the source of this 4867-nucleotide messenger RNA. It is a transcript of the gene TEX2, whose product is annotated as testis expressed 2. Gene Ontology annotation, cellular component: endoplasmic reticulum. Gene Ontology annotation, molecular function: lipid binding. The transcript has 11 exons. The coding region runs from base 39 to 3230 and encodes 1063 amino acids. The record is from RefSeq and is a predicted model, not a curated record. Lineage: Eukaryota; Metazoa; Chordata; Lepidosauria; Squamata; Viperidae.